AUGGAAGGAGGAUCAAAUCAAAGAGGUGGAGGUAUUAGUAGUAGUAGUAGUACUAAUAGAGGAAGAGGAGGAAGAGGAAGAGGAGGAUCAUCAUCAUCAACAGGAGGAAGAUCAACAACAAAUAAUUUCAAUGCAGAUACAGAUAGUAAUGAUGAUAUAAAUAAUUUAAAAUUUGUUUAUGAAGAUGAUUUGAAACUAUGUAGAAGAUUUCUAAGAGAAUAUAAUACACUUGCAAAACCAUUUAAAUAUUUAGAUAUCAUUAAACAAAUUGAAGAAGGAAAAUUAAAAAGAAUAAUAAUAGAAUUGGAUGAUAUGUUUGCAAUUAGAGAAAAUAUAGAAGGAGAAUUAUUUGGAUCAAUUGAAUUUGUAGAGAGGAUUGAAAGAAAUACAUUUACCUAUAUAAGAUUGUUUACAAUGGCCAUUGAUGAAAUCAUUGGUGAUCCAUUGGAUAAACAAAAAAUUGGUGAAAGUGAUGAUCCAAUCUUGGAUUUACUCCUAACACAACGUCAACAACGUUCAAGAAAUGAUAAAGACUUGAAUCAUAUUUCAAGUACUUUUUUACCAACCAUUGGAAUUCAAAAUCAAAAUGGUAAACAACAACCAUCAACAUUUAAACCUCCCACUUCUUCAGAAUAUCCAAAAGAAUUAAUUAGAAGAUUUGAAGUUACAAUAUGUCCAAUGAAGAAGAAAUCACUUUCACCAACACCAAUUAGAAUGAUUAGAAGUUUACAUAUUGGUAGAUUGGUAACAUUUACGGGUGUAGUGACUAGAGUGACAGAGGUGAAACCAAUGAUUACAGUUGCAACCUAUACAUGCGAUGGUUGUAGUGCAGAGGUUUUCCAAGAGAUCAAAGGUAGAGAAUUUAUGCCAGUUGGUAUGUGUCCAAGUACAGUAUGUGCAAACGCUCAAAAACAACUUGGAGGUGGAUUGACGCUGCAGUUGCGUGGCAGUAAAUUUAUAAAGUUUCAAGAAAUGAAAUUGCAGGAAAUGGCAGAUCAAGUACCGAUUGGUCAUACACCACGUUCAAUAAAGAUAUUUGUUCGUGGUGAAUUGACUAGAAAAGGGUCACCUGGUGAUGUAGUGACUGUAGAUGGCGUCUUUUUACCAACCCCCUAUACCGGUCACAAAGCAAUUCGUGCAGGUUUAUUGGCAGAUACCUAUGUCGAGGCAAUGGAAAUUCGUCAACACAAGAAAACCUAUGAACAAUUGGAAUUGACCGAUGACACUCGAUUCAAGGUAGAGCUAGAGAGCAAGACACCCGACAUUUAUGAACGUUUGGCAAGAUCGAUUGCACCAGAAAUCUAUGGUCAUUUGGAUGUUAAAAAGGCAUUACUUUUGAUGAUGAUUGGUGGAAUCUCCAAAUCAAUGCGUGAUGGCAUGUCAAUCAGAGGUGACAUUAAUAUUUGUUUGAUGGGUGACCCAGGUGUCGCCAAGAGUCAGUUGCUCAAACAUAUUUGCAAGGUGGCGCCACGUGGCAUUUACACGUCGGGCAAGGGAAGCAGUGGCGUCGGUCUUACGGCCGCUGUCGUCAAGGAUUCCAUGACGGGCGAGUUUGUUCUAGAGGGUGGUUCGCUCGUACUCGCCGACAUGGGUAUCUGCUGCAUCGACGAGUUUGACAAGAUGGAAGAAGCCGAUCGUACCGCCAUCCACGAAGUCAUGGAACAGCAAACCAUCUCCAUUGCAAAGGCUGGUAUCACCACCACACUCAAUGCCCGUACCAGUAUCUUGGCCGCCGCCAAUCCCGCCUAUGGAAGAUACAAUUUCAAAAAAUCACCCGACGAAAACUUUAACCUUCCACCAUCACUCUUGUCUCGUUUUGAUCUACUCUUUCUCAUGGUGGAUCGACCCAAUUUGGAAUUGGAUCGUCUACUCUCGGAACAUGUCACCUUUGUCCAUCAAAAUUCCAAGCCUCCCGCACUCGACUUUGUCACAUUUGAACCAGAGUUUAUUCGUGCCUAUGUCUCGGUGGCUCGCUCGUACAGUCCCUACGUCUCCAAAGAUCUCACCGAGUUUAUCGCAUCGACCUAUGUCGGCAUGCGCAAACAAGAAAGUGAAACCAAAGAACCAUUCACCUAUACCACGGCUCGUACCCUACUCGGUAUCUUGCGUAUGGCGCAAGCCCACGCUCGUUGUCGUGCCGCCUCCCAUGUACAACAAUCAGAUAUCGAAGAAGCCAUUCGUCUCAUCUACAAAUCAAAAGAUUCCAUUCGUAUUGAAAAGGAUAAAAAACAAAGACCCACAAACAUUCCAUCCGCCAUCUAUGACCUCAUUAAAAAUAAUUGUAAGCGAUCUGAUAGAAAAUCAGCCAAAUAUACAGAUAUCCUACCUCAAAUUGUAAAUGCUGGUUUUACAGAAAAACAUCUUCAAGAUACAAUAGAAGAAUAUAGUCAAUUAAAUUUAAUUUUAUGGUCUGAACAAAAAACUCUAAUUAAAUUGGUAGAGUAA
Messenger RNA from Cavenderia fasciculata, 2445 nucleotides. It is a transcript of the gene mcm7, whose product is annotated as MCM family protein. Bases 1 to 2445 code for a protein of 814 amino acids. Gene Ontology annotation, molecular function: single-stranded DNA helicase activity; single-stranded DNA binding; ATP binding. Gene Ontology annotation, biological process: DNA replication initiation; DNA strand elongation involved in DNA replication; DNA replication. NCBI's taxonomy places the organism in Eukaryota, Evosea, Eumycetozoa, Acytosteliales, Cavenderiaceae. The transcript is spliced from 3 exons. Gene Ontology annotation, cellular component: nucleus; MCM complex. The record is from RefSeq and is a predicted model, not a curated record.